AUGCGUGCCACGCUUUCGCUGCUGCUGCUGCUGCUGCUGCCGCCACCGCCGCUGCCGCUCUGGGGCUCAGUGUGCCAGCAUGUCACUGCAUCGGAGCUAAAUGUGACAGAACAUGAGCCAAGCUUGCCCAUCUUGAGGACUCUUGAUACACCUACUGCAACCGAGAUGUUUUCAUCAGGAGCUGAUUAUGAAGAGGCUGAAGAGGAAAAUGUAAAGGAGGUUAUUGCACCUCAGUUCUUUGUGGGUGAUUCGGGUAGAGGUGAAAUAAAGAAACCAGCAAAAUUUGUGAGUGGCAAAAAGAGCCCUAAUAAACCAAAAAUAAGGGGAAAUAAUGAGAAGAAAAAUAGAAAGAAAAAAUCUCCAUGUGAAGGAAAGUUUAAAAACUUCUGUGUUCAUGGUGAAUGCAAAUAUAUCAAAGAUAUCCAAGCACCCACAUGCAAAUGCCAUCAAGAUUACUUUGGUGAACGUUGCAUUGAACAGUUCUUGAAGACACAGAGAAGCAAUGAUGCAGCAGGUCACUCAACUACAGUGCUCAUGGUGCAUUCAACCACAGUACUCGUGAAAGCAGCUGUUGGACUCUCAGUUCUCAGCUUCAUCGUCAUUGUAAUCAUUGUCAUAGUGCAAAAAAAAUGUCCCAAGUAUGAUGAAAAAGAGGAAAGGAAAAAGCUCCAACAAGACAAUGCAAGUUCCAGUAAUGGUGUUUAA
Messenger RNA from Varanus komodoensis (Komodo dragon), 705 nucleotides. It is a transcript of the gene AREG, whose product is annotated as amphiregulin. Gene Ontology annotation, biological process: positive regulation of cell population proliferation; epidermal growth factor receptor signaling pathway; positive regulation of mitotic nuclear division. Bases 1 to 705 code for a protein of 234 amino acids. The record is from RefSeq and is a predicted model, not a curated record. Lineage: Eukaryota; Metazoa; Chordata; Lepidosauria; Squamata; Varanidae. The transcript is spliced from 5 exons.